Molecule: messenger RNA, 1095 nt
Organism: Acaulospora colombiana
Lineage: Eukaryota; Fungi; Glomeromycota; Glomeromycetes; Diversisporales; Acaulosporaceae
Source: the annotation of a GenBank genome assembly
AGUGCAAUAGUCUCUCACCCAGAGAUACCGACGUUUACGAAUGCGCACACUGUCGAGUCUGUGCCGGCACCAACCUCACCUCAAGACCGCGGCGUAGAUUACACCGUCUUCAUGUCUUCGACAUUCAUAAGCACGGCAUCAUCAUCGGUUUCUGGUAGCACGCCUACACCCUUCCCUUCGCCAGACCCAAGGCAAAAUGCAGACCCAUUCGAGAAUGGACCCAGCGUCUAUUUAUAUGGAUUCCUAGCCACUCUUGUGCUCAUAUUUCUUGUCUCGGUCGCUGUAGCCUGGCGGGGCUACUACACUCGCCGCAUACUACGAGCACGAAUCGACGAGGCAAUUGCAAGAGGACUCUAUGUUCCAGGGUAUAGCGAUGAUGGAACACCCCUCUCAUUUGCGGCAGACUCUCGAAGAAGAGGUGGUCCUCUACCACCCAAGCCAAUUAUAUGGGAUGCAUUCCUCGCUCCAGCAGAGAAACGACCUGACAACAUCGAGUGGGACGUAAAGCCCGCCGCAGUGACCGCAAUUAAACCCGCUUCUGAUCCUGAGCCAGCUUCAACGAUAAGAAAUUCUCCAUCUCACGCUCGCACUCUGAUGCAUCAGAUCGUUGACCCUAUACGCAACUAUUGGUUUGUGAACCCGCCACAAGGUACCCAUGCGAACCAGCUCCAAGGACGUCCCGAUCCAACGAGUGACACUGCACGAAAUGACCCACAAUUGUUUCCGCAAAUUGCUACAGAGGAGAAGCAAGAUGAGCUCAAGGAUGUAGAGGAAGUAAUCGUUAGCGUUCUUAUCGCCAUGCCGUCCCCUGCGGCCUCGGCCCAGAGAAAGCUCGACUUGAGUAAUCAGGCGUCCUCCUCAUCCUCUUCCUCAAGGCCUACCUCUGCAUCUAUACCGACCUCAUCCUCCCGACCAACAUCGUUCGCUCCUAAUGGGCACCAACCAAAUGAACCAGAAGAACUCCCUGAGCUCGCCAUUGGAUUAGCAGAGCUCCCGCUGACGAGACCGACCGUCGUGGAGCUUGUCGUGGGCCAAGAUGAUGUCCAGAAUGAUGAGACCCGGAUGGUAAACAACGGAAAGGAGCCGCUGAGAUGA